AUCGUUCGUCCUACUCACUCCCUCCCUCCCUCCCUCCCUUCAAACAGCCUAUUUUCCUUCUCCUCCCCACUGUCGACAACGACGGUUGCUCCACUAAGGCGUCACCGAUAGAACACUGUAACGCUGGUGGCUACCCCCUCUUCCUUGCCAACAACCGCAACAGUUUUCUAUUUUGCCAUAAUUGGAGAGUUAAUAAUGAUUUAUGCAGCAAUUGAUAAUUUCUACCUGACCGACGAGCAAUUACAAAACUCACCGUCGAGGAAAGAUGGUAUCGAUGAAGCCAAUGAAACUAUCCUCAGAAUCUACGGCUGUGACUUGAUCCAAGAAAGUGGCAUUUUACUUAAAUUACCCCAAGCUGUUAUGGCUACUGGUCAAGUGCUAUUCCAUCGUUUCUAUUGCAGGAAGUCAUUUGCUCGAUUCAAUGUCAAGAAAGUUGCAGCUAGUUGUGUGUGGCUUGCAUCUAAAUUAGAGGAAAACCCUAGAAAAUCAAGGCAAGUCAUUAUUGUUUUCCACAGAAUGGAAUGCAGGAGAGAGAAUUUGCCCAUGGUGUUUUUGGACCUAACUUCAAAGAAAUUUGCGGAGUUGAAGAUGGAAUUGAGCAGAACAGAAAGGCACAUAUUGAAAGAGAUGGGUUUCAUUUGUCAUGUUGAGCAUCCUCACAAAUUUAUUUCAAACUACCUUGUCACCCUUGAACUGCCUGAAGAUUCGAAACAAGAGUUGGGACAGGAAGCUUGGAAUCUUGCAAAUGAUAGUUUGCGCAUGACCUUGUGUGUUCGUUUCAAGAGUGAGGUCGUGGCUUGUGGGGUUGUAUAUGCUGCUGCACGUAGGUUUCAAGUACCACUUCCUGAGAAUCCACCAUGGUGGAAGGCAUUUGAUGCAGAUAAAUCUGGGAUUAAUGAAGUUUGUAGGGUUCUAGCUCAUCUUUACAGCCUUCCCAAGGCAAAGUACAUAUCAGUAUGCAAGGAUCAAGAAUUUUCUUUUUCUCGCAAGUCUUCAGAUUCUCAAUUGCAGCCAGUUCCAAAGGAAGUUCCACAAGUUAGCUCACCGACUAAUGAUGCUAUUGGUCCCAAGUCAGGCCCAACUCUGACUGGUGCAGAAUCAGGGGCUUCCAAGAGAUUAAUAAAAGUGGCCCUAGACAAGCUGAAUGAAUCUAAGAAGAGUCAUGAUGAGUCCAGGCCAACUGGUGGAGAGGCAAGAGAUGAGCCCAUUCCAAUAUCCAAGUCUGAGCAUAGAGCAGAGGCAAUAAGGAACAGGAGCAAGGACAGAGACAAGGAUAAAGAUAGGGAGACAGAGAGGGACAGAAUAAAGGAGAGGGAUAGAGAUUCUGACAGGAAAAGCGAGUGGGAGGAGACUGAGAGGUACCGAGAUAAAGCUAAGGAUCAAAGUCAUCGAUCAAAUGAUAGAGGAGGACAUUCGGAGAAAUCAAGAUAUCAUUCAUCACGCGACUGUGACUACCACAGUUCCUCAUAUUCUUCAAGGGAGAAGGAUCGGCAUAGACAUCACUCAUAUGCUUAAACCAGCCAUUGAGAAUGGUAGUGACUAGGAAGGAGAAAAUUAACCAGGUCUUGAAACACAUGCAAUAUAGGAUUUUACAACUUGAUUUGCAGAUGAUCCCUCAGGCGGAGCCUGCUAUUAUCCCGUAAAAAAGGUGUGGCCUUUAGAAUUAUCAGACACAAAUUUUCUACUAAAAGCAAUUAGUUUUCUUAUGAUUCUGCCUUAAUGUUGUUUUCAGUUAGAUUUUUCUAACUUUUUGUUUUAUACUAGAGAGUCAAUUAGUCUUAGGCUGCCCGGCAAAGGAUCACUAUUGUCUGUCCUAUUUAUUCCUUUUUCUCAAAUGGUUUAUGAACUUACUAGACAUUUCACAUAGAAUUUCCAAAGCUAUUACUGAUUGCUUUUAACAUUAAUU
Molecule: messenger RNA, 1906 nt
Organism: Jatropha curcas
Lineage: Eukaryota; Viridiplantae; Streptophyta; Magnoliopsida; Malpighiales; Euphorbiaceae
Source: RefSeq, a predicted model, not a curated record